GCAAAGCAUCAUAGCUUGCUGUGUAUCCCGCGCAACGUUCUAACAAAACUCCUCCUCUCAGUUUCUAAUCUCCACAAAAAAAAAAAAAAUUCCCCCAAAAUCUCCGAGCUCCCGACUCUUCUCUCCCAAAACUCUCGUCAUCUCCGAUCCGGCCCCCCCACAGAGUCCAACUCCGACCCGACCCGAUCGCCCAUGGGGCAAACCAAGCCCGCGACCGAUGUCAAUUCAACUUCCGGCGAAUCUUCGAAGCCCUCGGCGAAGCUUUUGACCGCCGGCGAUCGGAGAUUACUCGAGGUGGAGCUUCGGCAAGGGGAGACGACGUACGUCUCGUGGAAGAAGCUUGUGAAGGAGGCUAGCAAGGACGAUUUCUCGUCGGGUUCGGGGCCUGACCCGCCGCCGCCGCCUGCUAAUGCUAACCCUAAUCUCGAGUCUCGACUUGCGCCGGGGGCACCUGCAGAAGGUGGAACGGUCGACCAACCUCAUUCUAACCGUUUUAACGCCGUUAUAGAAAAGAUCGAGAGGCUUUACAUGGGGAGAGAUAGUAGUGAUGGGGAAGAGUUAGAUGGUGCUCCCGAUGAUGACGAGUAUGACACUGGAGAUUCGUUUAUCGAUGAUGUUGAAUUGGAUGAGUAUUUUGAAGUUGAUGAUGCGAAAAUUAAACAUGAUGGAUUUUUUGUUAAUAAAGGAAAGUUAGAACAAGUUGAACCGUCAAUAACAACAACAUCGAGCAAACAACCAAAGAAAAGGAAAAGGAAAGAGUCAGCAAAACCUUGUGGCGAUGUUGUUGAUGUAUCCAGUAAACAAGGAAAGAUAGCUAAGACGGCUGGGGGAAAGGAUCAAUCAGUUGCUUCUGGGCUCUCUCCAAAGAAUAAGUCCAAUGAUCCAAAGAUGGUGCAAAAUUCGGUUUCUCCUUUGAAAGUACAGAGUGGCAAUGACUCCUUGUCUUUGGAAAAUGUGAAGCAUAGUGAUAAAGCGAAUCAUCAGUCAAGGAACACUACAAGUCCGACGUCAAAGGCAGUUGGAUCUUCUGGCGCCAAAAGUGCUCAUCAGCAAACUAGUUCCGUGCCAGGAAUAUCUCGGCCAAAUGUAUUAGGAAAAUCAACAGUAGCACGUCAGAAAGAAAACAAUGGCAUGCAUGACCAGGACAAUGCAACAGUAAGCAGACAGUCUAAUCAAAUAACUAAGAAAGCCGGUUCUAACGCCAGGCCUAAAACGUCGACACUUGAGAAAGCCUUCAAGGAAUUGGAGAAGGUGGUCGCUGAAUCAAGGCCUCCUGCUGCUACGGAUAAUCAAGAUGCUGAUACCUCUUCCCAAGUAGUGAAGAGGAGAUUGCCAAGAGACGUAAAAAUGAAACUUGCUAAAGUUGCUAGGAUUGCGAAUUUUAUUUUCUCGAAGCAAGCGAGCCAAGGGAAUUUAUCAGGAGAGUUAAUCGAUCGUCUCAUGAGCGUUGUCGGUCACCUAAUACAGGUUAGAUCGUUGAAGAGGAACUUGAAAAUCAUGAUUGAUUCCGAAGACACUGCAAAUCGAGAAAAAGAUAAUAGAUUCGAACGUAUCAAGAAUGAAGUUAUUGAGACGCUAAAAACACAAGUUCCGUUGAUGGAACUUCAGAAACCCAAUCAAGAAGCUGGAACAUCAGACGAUUUUGAAAAUCCUCCUCCUUCUACCAAGAAGAAGUUUGUCAUGGAUGAGGCGCUGGAGGACAAGUUGUGUGAUCUAUAUGACAUCUUUGUUGAUGGGUUGGAUGAAGAUUCAGGUCCACAGAUCAGAAAGCUUUAUGCAAAUUUAGCUGAACUCUGGCCAAAUAGGUUAAUGGACAAUCACGGGAUCAAACGUGCCAUUUGCCGGGCAAAAGAAAGACGGAGAGCGAUGCACGUAAAUCUUGGGAAAGAGAUGGAUCAAGGGAAGAUGACAAAGAGGAAACAGACACAAUUGGUACCAAAAUCAGAGGGUACAGUCCCGACAUCAUCAGGUGUUGGAGAUAAAACAACAGGCGUUGUCCCAAGCGCAACCACCACGUCUCUAGUCCACACUCAACCUACAGCGGACAUGUCCCGUGACAAGUCGAAGCAGAAGCAUGAGAAACUAAAAGGAAGCUCAAGCUCUGGCAAUCCUUCAGGAGAAGCAAAGGCAGGCAAAAGAAAGAAAGAAAAGAGUGUAGAAGAAUCUAACCUACCCACAGUGAAGCAGCAGACACGUCCACAGACUCCCUUGGACCUGAACCUGCCAAGUUGAGUAGUACGGCUUUAGUUUAAAGUUUUUUUUUGUAGUCAAAGCCUGGCUCUAGCCUUGCCUUUUGUAGCUUUUGAAGUUCCAAAGACAAAAAUGUAAUUUACCGUAAUCGUAUCUUCUAAAUCUAAACGUAGGCCCAAUUGGGUUUA
Messenger RNA from Raphanus sativus (radish), 2378 nucleotides. RefSeq names its product ubinuclein-2. The record is from RefSeq and is a predicted model, not a curated record. The transcript is spliced from 14 exons. Lineage: Eukaryota; Viridiplantae; Streptophyta; Magnoliopsida; Brassicales; Brassicaceae. Gene Ontology annotation, cellular component: nucleus. The coding region runs from base 193 to 2232 and encodes 679 amino acids.